GGGGCUCGCGCGGCAGAAAAGCGGAGGAGCAGCCAGACCCCGGCGCUGGUCACCGCACCGGGGACGGUAAGUGUGGGAGAACAGCCCUGCAUUUCUGCUGACGGGUCAACGUCACAGCGUCAAAGAAAAGGAAGGUACAUUUCAGCUGAACUGAUCAAGGAAGAAGAUGGUUUAUUCCAACUGUGAAAGUAAAGAACCUGAUUCAGUUUCUGCAUCCAAUCACCUGUUACUAAAUGGGAAUGAUGAAUUGGUGGAGAAAAGUCACAAAACAGGGCCUGAGAACAACCUGUACAGCCAGUACGAGGAGAAAGUGCGGCCCUGCAUCGACCUCAUCGACUCACUGCGGGCCCUGGGCGUGGAGCAGGACCUGGCCCUGCCCGCCAUCGCCGUCAUCGGGGACCAGAGUUCGGGCAAGAGCUCCGUGCUGGAGGCCCUGUCAGGGGUCGCUCUCCCCAGAGGCAGCGGAAUUGUGACAAGAUGCCCUCUUGUGCUGAAAUUGAAAAAACUCGUGAACGAAGAAGACGAAUGGAAGGGCAAAGUCAGUUACCGGGACAGCGAGAUUGAGCUUUCAGAUGCUUCGCAGGUGGAAAAGGAAGUCAGCGCAGCCCAGAUUGCCAUCGCUGGGGAAGGCGUGGGAAUCAGUCAUGAGCUAAUCAGUCUGGAGGUCAGCUCCCCUCACGUCCCAGAUCUGACCCUCAUAGACCUUCCUGGCAUCACCAGGGUAGCUGUAGGCAAUCAGCCAUACGACAUCGAAUACCAGAUCAAGUCUCUGAUCAAGAAGUACAUCUGUAAGCAGGAGACCAUCAACUUGGUGGUGGUCCCCUGCAACGUGGACAUUGCCACCACGGAGGCGCUGCGCAUGGCCCAGGAGGUGGACCCCGAAGGAGACAGGACCAUCGGGAUCUUGACGAAGCCGGAUCUGGUGGACAAAGGCACUGAGGACAAGAUAGUGGACGUGGCGAGAAACCUGGUCUUCCACCUGAAGAAGGGCUACAUGAUUGUCAAGUGCAGGGGCCAGCAGGACAUCCAGGACCAGCUGAGCCUGGCCAAGGCCCUGCAGAAGGAGCAGGCCUUCUUUGAAAACCACGAACAUUUCAGGGAUCUUCUGGAGGAAGGGCGGGCCACGAUCCCCUGCCUGGCAGAAAGACUGACCUCUGAACUCAUCAUGCACAUCUGUAAAACUCUGCCCCUGUUAGAAAACCAAAUAAAAGAGAGUCACCAGAAAAUAACAGAGGAGUUACAGAAGUAUGGCUCCGAUAUUCCAGAGGAUGAAAGCGGGAAGAUGUUUUUUCUGAUAGAUAAAAUCGAUGCAUUUAAUAGUGAUAUCACUGCUUUGAUACAAGGAGAGGAACUGGUGGUGGAGUACGAGUGUCGGCUGUUUACCAAGAUGCGAAAUGAGUUCUGCAAAUGGAGUGCUGUGGUUGAAAAGAAUUUCAAAAAUGGUUAUGACGCCAUAUGUAAACAAAUCCAGCUCUUCGAAAAUCAGUGGGGGAGAGAGUUGCCAUUUGUGAAUUAUAAGACAUUUGAAACCAUCAUUAAGAAGCAGGUCAGUGUCCUGGAAGAGCCAGCCGUGGACAUGCUGCACACAGUGACUGAUUUAGUCCGGCUCGCCUUCACAGAUGUUUCAGAAACAAAUUUUAAUGAAUUUUUCAACCUCCACAGAACUGCCAAGUCCAAAAUUGAAGACAUUAAAUUAGAACAAGAAAAAGAAGCUGAGACGUCGAUCCGGCUCCACUUCCAAAUGGAGCAGAUCGUGUACUGCCAGGACCAGGUCUAUCGGGGCGCGCUGCAGAAGGUCAGAGAGAAGGAGGCGGAAGAAGAAAAGAACAGAAAAUCAAACCAGUACUUUCUGUCGUCGCCGGCCCCCUCCUCAGACCCCUCCAUAGCCGAGAUCUUUCAGCACCUGAUUGCCUACCAUCAGGAGGUCGGCAAGCGCAUCUCCAGCCACAUCCCUCUGAUCAUCCAGUUCUUCAUCCUCCGGACCUUUGGGCAGCAGCUGCAGAAGAGCAUGCUGCAGCUGCUGCAGAACAAGGACCAAUACGACUGGCUCCUGAGGGAGCGCAGUGACACCAGCGACAAGAGGAAGUUCCUGAAGGAGCGGCUGAUGCGGCUGACCCAGGCUCGGCGCCGGCCCGCCAAGUUCCCAGGCUGAACCGGGCUCUCCAGGCGGCCCGGGGUCUCCAGGGCACGUCUCCAGGCAACGAGGACCAACCUCCUUCCCUAACAGACUAGCAUCAUGAGCUCCUGUUUCGCACAUCCUCCUGUGGUUAGUAGACUCUAAAGCCACCGUCCCUGCUGUUAGUGGCUGAGGACUUAGCAAGAAGCUGUGAUAAGCACGCUGGCUGCAAGCAUCAGGCCAUUUACUUGAAUGAGCCCCGCCAACGCUUCCGCCUCCCGCGCCUCUCUCCAUCCCUCUCUCCAUCCUUCUCUCCAUCCCUGUAUAGGAUACUGGUCCCCGCAUAGCAUCAUAGAAGGGUCAUUCUGGUUUCUGUACAAGCCUUUCACGCCCAAUGUCUUAGGGGCAUUACAGCCACCUGUGUGGAUGGAUGCACAUAGAAGCCUAUUUCUUUUAUUUGUAAUAAACUUGGUUCUACCAGCCGUU
Molecule: messenger RNA, 2602 nt
Organism: Sus scrofa (pig)
Lineage: Eukaryota; Metazoa; Chordata; Mammalia; Artiodactyla; Suidae
Gene: MX1
Product: MX dynamin like GTPase 1
Biological process (GO): defense response to virus; synaptic vesicle budding from presynaptic endocytic zone membrane; receptor internalization
Cellular component (GO): synapse; cytoplasm; microtubule
Molecular function (GO): GTP binding; microtubule binding; GTPase activity
Source: RefSeq, marked validated